AUGUAUUCUGUUUCUGUCUCCCUUUUUUUAUUGGAGCUCUGCUUUAUGAUACCUAAGGCUGUCAGGUCACAAGAAAACAACACCGCGGACCACCGAGUAACAGACGUUAGACGAGGUCUGUUUUCUAUAGAUGAGUUCCGUUAUUUGAAUGUGCCUCGAGUUGGAAUUUUCUCGGUGCACGAUGACUUGGAGUGUACCAUGAGAUGCCUUCAACAUCCUUCUUGUAUUUCUGUGAACUUGGCCCUCGAAAUAAGACUGUGGUGCGAGUUAUUGUCAUCUGAUAAGUACAGCAACCCCAAGGAAUUCAGACAAAACGAAAGCUCAUAUCACUAUCACAUCGUGAACAUGUGUGCUGACAAUCCUUGCGCGAACAACGCCACUUGUCGAAGCAGUUUUACAGACAAACUUUAUCAGUGUCUAUGUCCUGCCGGAUACAAAGGUCCGAGGUGCCAAACAGACAUCGAUGAGUGUGCCAAAGGGAUUCACAAUUGCAGUCCCCAUGCCUUUUGCAACAAUACCAAAGGGUCUUACUACUGCGCAUGCAAGCCCGGAUUCACUGGGAAUGGCCGAGGAUGCAAAGAAGCUACUUCGUGUAAAGAAAUUUAUGACAAGGAUAUAACCAAUGUGAGUGGUGUGGUUACCCUUCUUGUUGACUCCCAACCAUUGUCCGUUUUUUGUCACAUGGGAAAUUUUGGGUGUGGAGAUGGAGGAUGGACGCCAGUCAUGAAAAUUGACGGCAGAGAGAAAACCUUCCGUUUUGAAAAAUCUUACUGGACUGAUAAAAACGAGUACAACCCUUCAGGAGGAGAGACUGGGUUUGACGAACAAGAAUCAAAGCUACCCACCUACUGGAACACAUCCUUCUCCAAGAUCUGUCUUGGAAUGAAGAUCAACCAAAAGCUCAGAUUUAUUGUUGUCAACAGGCUGGCUGACUCUCUGCACUCAAUAAUUGCUGAUGGCCAAUACCGAAGCACGUCGCUGGGUCGUGACGGGUGGAAAAAGUUGAUUGGCAGCAACGCCUCUUUACAGCACAACUGUAACAAGGAAGGAUUCAAUGCCUUUAGUGGUCGAACUGAUCGUUCUAAAGUCAGAAUUGGUAUUGUUAGCAAUGACCAGAACGACUGCCACUCGUGUGACUCUUUGAUUGGAUUUGGUACGGGAAGUCACCUUAAUAACGCAAAAUCUUGUGGAAACGAGGCACCGAAUGGAACUUCAGAUAAUGGACACAAGAGUAUCAAAGCCAUGGGGUACAUAUUGGUGCAAUAA
Messenger RNA from Pocillopora verrucosa, 1266 nucleotides. The record is from RefSeq and is a predicted model, not a curated record. Lineage: Eukaryota; Metazoa; Cnidaria; Anthozoa; Scleractinia; Pocilloporidae.